This is a messenger RNA of Sitophilus oryzae (rice weevil), 1983 nucleotides long. RefSeq lists its product as uncharacterized. Gene Ontology annotation, molecular function: protein binding; chitin binding. Gene Ontology annotation, cellular component: extracellular region. NCBI's taxonomy places the organism in Eukaryota, Metazoa, Arthropoda, Insecta, Coleoptera, Curculionidae. The record is from RefSeq and is a predicted model, not a curated record. Gene Ontology annotation, biological process: carbohydrate metabolic process.
UGGAAGAAAAGCCGUCGCUUGGGCCGAGCCUCGGCCAAUAUUCAACCGGCAGCAGUACGAGUGACGUCGCUCGUUGGUGGUCGCUUCAAAGUAGGCCGUGGUAUAAAAGCUGAAACGUGGGUCAGCCAGGUCCUGUCAUUUUGCGCUCGCACUGCUGCAGACGUGCGUCGUCGGCUCUACUGUACAUUCGUUAUCGUGCGACUUGACUGAUACCUCUUUAGUUUUCGUUCGUUCCUUGUUAUGGCGCGCUCAACAGCCGCCGACUCGAAGCUGCUGCUGAUCGCUGUGGUCGCGUCGAUAUGUGCCUUCGCCGCUGCCCAGCAGCAAACCAGUGAAGAACCAGUUAAAAAAGAAGACAGUUUUGAGGCAGAAUUGUGCAAAGACAAGGAUGCCGGUGAAUGGUUCAGAUUGGUUGCAGGUGAAGGUGACAACUGUCGUGACGUAAUCCAGUGCACAUCGUCUGGCCUCCAAGCUAUCCGUUGUCCUGCAGGAUUGUACUUCGACAUCGACAAGCAAACUUGCGACUGGAAGGACUCCGUCAAGAACUGCAAGUUGAAGAACAAGGAGCGCAAGGUUAAGCCUCUGCUCAACACCGACGAGCCCUUGUGUAACGACGGGUUCUUGGCCUGUGGUGACGGUACCUGCAUAGAAAGAGGACUUUUCUGUAACGAAGUCAAGGACUGUAACGAUGGUUCCGAUGAGAACAGUUGUGAAACACUUUUGUAUCAGAUGAUCGACAAUGACCCUAACAGAGCACCACCCUGUGACCCUGCUGUAUGCAACCUGCCCGACUGUUUCUGCUCAGAAGACGGCACCACCAUUCCUGGCGAUCUCCCAUCUAAAGACGUACCCCAAAUGAUCACAGUGACUUUCGAUGACGCCAUCAACAACAACACGAAGCUAUACAAAGAGAUUUUUAACGGCAAGCGCAAGAAUCCCAAUGGGUGCGAUAUUUCAAGUCCACCUUCUUUCAUCUCAACACAAGUACACCACUACUGCGUGCCGUACAGGAAUGCUUAUAGAAAAGGUCACGAAAAUUGCCGCCCACUGGUUCGAUCAACCCACAACGAUGACGAGAACUUCUGGUCGAACGCCUCCGUCGAGGACUGGGCCAGAGAAAUGGGAGGCCAGCGUCUCAUCACCGAGAAAUACGCUAACAUCACCGACAACAGCGUGGUGGGCGUGCGGGCCCCUUACCUCAGAGUGGGAGGCAACAACCAGUUCACCAUGAUGGAAGACCAAGCCUUCCUGUACGACUCCACGAUCACCGCUCCCCUCAAUAACCCUCCUCUAUGGCCUUACACCAUGUACUUCCGCAUGCCGCACAGGUGCCACGGCAACCUUCAAAAAUGCCCCACCAAAUCCCAUGCCGUCUGGGAAAUGGUCUUGAACGAGCUAGAUAGAAGAGAAGAUCCGACUAACGAUGAAAACAUACCUGGAUGCGCUAUGGUGGACUCCUGUUCGAAUAUUCUGACAGGAGAUCAGUUCUACAACUUCUUAAACCAUAAUUUCGAUCGGCAUUACGAAGAGAACCGAGCUCCUUUGGGACUGUACUUCCAUGCAGCUUGGUUGAGAAACAACCCAGAAUUCUUAGACGCUUUCUUGUAUUGGAUUGAUGAAAUUCUCUCCAACCACAAUGAUGUUUACUUCGUGACCAUGACCCAGGUAAUUCAGUGGAUUCAGAACCCCAGAACCAUCACUGAGUCGAAGAACUUCGAGCCCUGGAGGGAAAAGUGUGUGGUAGAGGGAAAUCCAGCUUGUUGGGUACCUCACAGUUGCAAACUCACCUCCAAGGAGGUUCCCGGAGAAACCAUUAAUCUCCAGACCUGCGUCAGAUGUCCCAAUAACUACCCAUGGUUGAAGGACCCUACAGGUGACGGAAUUUUUUAAAGCAAGUAAUUUUAGAGGACUUUUUAACUAGUGUCGCCAGCUAAACGGUUGGGUUUAAAGUGAUCUUCUCUACGUUACAUUUUUGUAUUUAUU